Messenger RNA from Coffea eugenioides, 1638 nucleotides. RefSeq names its product probable leucine-rich repeat receptor-like protein kinase At5g49770. The coding region runs from base 1 to 1638 and encodes 545 amino acids. The transcript has 14 exons. The record is from RefSeq and is a predicted model, not a curated record. Lineage: Eukaryota; Viridiplantae; Streptophyta; Magnoliopsida; Gentianales; Rubiaceae. Gene Ontology annotation, molecular function: protein binding.
AUGGCAAUGAUGAAACUGCUGCUAUGCUACCUCAUUGUUUCCAUGGCAUGUCAUCUGGUUUUCUCUUUUACUGACCUUCAAGAUGCUACUGUACUCCAGUCCCUCAAACAACAAUGGAAAAAUCUACCACCAAGUUGGAACAAUUCUAAUGAUCCCUGUGGAACACCCUGGGAAGGAGUCACCUGCAGCAACUCAAGGGUGAAAGCACUGGCACUGUCAAGCAUGAGACUAUCUGGAAAACUUAGUGAUGACAUUGGAGGACUCACAGAGUUGGCAUCCUUGGAUCUCUCGUUUAACCCGGACCUCACAGGUUCCGUCUCUUCACGGCUGGGGGAUUUGCGAAAGCUAAACGUGUUAAUUCUCGCUGGAUGCGGCCUCAGUGGCACAAUACCAAGUGAACUUGGGAAUCUUGCUCAGCUUUCAUUUCUAGCACUUAACUCAAAUAACUUCACUGGUGAGAUACCGGCUUCCCUGGGAAAUCUCACGAAUCUAUACUGGCUUGACCUGUCUAAUAAUCGAUUGAGCGGAUCUAUCCCUGUUUCAACAUCAACAGGUCCAGGACUUGACCUACUUAAGAAAGCAAAACACUUCCAUUUUAGCAAAAACCAGCUCUUAGGCGAAAUUCCUGCAUCUCUAUUCAGCUCUGGCAUGGUCCUAUCACACUUACUACUUGAUGGAAAUCUACUCACCGGAGAAAUUCCACCUACUUUAGGAAAUGUUCAGACACUUGAGAUUCUACGGCUGGAUAAUAAUGCACUUGGUGGUGGAGUUGUCAACCUCCAAAACCUCACAAAUCUCAUUGAACUAAAUUUAGCAAGUGACAACUUCUCUGGUCCUUUACCUGACUUAAUUGGGAUGAAUUACCUCAAUUAUGUGAACCUGAGCAACAACUCUUUUCAACCGUCACAAGCUCCAGCAUGGUUCUCAACCUUAAAGUCACUAACCACUUUGGCUUUGGAAAAUGGUCCACUCCAGGGACAAGUACCCCAGCAACUUUUUAGUUUACCUCAGAUCCAAAUAGUGAUCCUGAAGAAGAACGCAUUCAAUGAUACAUUGGAUAUGGGUAACAACAUUAGCCAACAACUGCAACUUGUUGAUUUGCAGAAUAAUGAUAUAUCUUCAGUAACACUCAGUUCCGGAUACAGCAAGACAUUACUCUUGAUGGGGAAUCCAGUAUGCGCAAGUUCAAUCGCAAGCACAUCUUACUGUCAGCCACAGAAACGAUCUGCAACAAAUUGUUCAACCAGCCUUGCUAACUGCAGAAACAUAACAUGCCCUUCGGAUCAAAAACUCAGCCCACAAACCUGUGCAUGUGCUUAUCCAUACGAAGGGACUAUCAUUUUUAGAGCACCAAGUUUCAUGGACACCGCGAACUGUAGUAGGUUCCAUGACCUGCAAAUCAGCCUUGAGAUGAAGUUUGGACUUGCACCUGGUGCAGUUGUUCUGCUGAAUCCCCACUUCAAUAUUGAUGACUAUCUUCAGGUGGGAUUGGGACUCUUCCCAACUACGAGGAACUUUUUCAAUAGCUCAGAGAUUCAGAGAAUGGGGUUUGAGCUUAGUAGCCAGACUUUCAAGCCUCCAGCAGAGUUUGGACCUUAUUUUUUCAUUGCUGUUCCUUACAAGUUCCCAGGUCAAUAA